Molecule: messenger RNA, 4456 nt
Organism: Pyricularia oryzae 70-15
Lineage: Eukaryota; Fungi; Ascomycota; Sordariomycetes; Magnaporthales; Pyriculariaceae
Product: potassium uptake protein
Exons: 4
Coding region: 1502-4198 (898 amino acids)
Biological process (GO): potassium ion transmembrane transport
Cellular component (GO): membrane
Molecular function (GO): potassium ion transmembrane transporter activity
Source: RefSeq, a predicted model, not a curated record
AGGGCCUCUCUGUUUCUGGUUUAUGUUUAGGCGUUUUUUCUGUCUUCUUGGGGCGGGGACGCCGGCUACUCCAACAGGUCUAGUCCGCCUAGUCAAGCUUUUUGGUCGCUGUGGGGACAGAAUCGACUAGACUGGGAGGCCGCUAAUCAAGGGCGAUCAAUUUUGUCGUCACCGCGUUUUCCUGGUUUCGCACAAUGCCGCCCUUGACUAAACUCUCGGAAUGUUAGACAACCGGUGCCUCAUCAGCGAAUAGCCAGGUCCCAAGAAAAGAUUUACAUUUAUGGGCACGUUUGCCUUCGGGACUUAAUGACCCAUCCCUCCCCGAUAUCUGCUGAUCCACAGAAUAAUUUUGGAUUUGGAGACAUUUCUUUUGUUUCUCUCCGCCGCCAAGGAAAGCUUGAACUUCACAAGCUUCUCCAAAUUUCACGCCUCUUCGUCCCAUCAAAAAACCACCAAAGGCUGACGACUCGCAGCCACCAUGGGGAAAACACCACCGGCCUUGGUCUUAGCUGCUACGUGACCAACGGUCAAACUGAUUUGCGCCAUGCAGAAAUGUUGCAUCGCCUUUGACCACUGGCCCCCGCCCUGAUUGUCUGUCGAACCCGGCUACGGCUCCCUCUUGCGCGGCAAAGCUUGCCUCGCAGGAUGAGCACUUUUGCUGGUCGGAGUUCUCCUCUUUGCUUAGUUUAUCGGCGGGAAUCCCGGAGCUUUCGUCGCUUUCGUCGCUUUUUUUUUUUGCACUUUCUGUCUCUCCCACCUGCACGUGCUAUUUUCCCCUGGGCGGAAAAAAAAAUGUCUGACUUAUCUUUCCCCCUCUCAAGCCCUUGACACAUAACAUAGGGUGGCGCAAGUCAAAGAAUCAACAUACAUGGGACAAGCGUAACUGACCAAUCUGGACUGUGACCCCAAUCUAAAGCCUUAUCAAGGGCCUGGCCUGUCCCCGAUCCCACUCGGUCUGCUAAGCUGCUAAAGGAUACGGACGGGAGGGCGCUAAGCCUUGGAUCAUCCAGGCUUGCCAUGCUAGCAGAGCGUCGCAGCGUCCCUUGAUUCUUUUUGGUGUUUCUCGAAAGGGGCCCGGUCCUGGUGGACUCCCCGGUCUCAAAACGGUUUUAGUAUACUUUGCCGUUGCGCGAAUUGUCGUCGAUCGCAAGGCCCAAAGGCCAAUGUAACCAAGAACAAAACAAGUCGUCCCCAAUAAAUGGACCUGUCUAGCCCCCUUUCCGCCACCAAACCCUCGUCUUCCCGUCUGAUUUAGUCAUCGUCCAAGUCACCCACAAGUCGUUCACCAUGACAGUUCGGAUAUUCUUAUGACAAUUGCUCCUCCCGCAUCGGGCCUCUUUUUACUCUUUGAACGAGAUUUGACACGCACCCUAUAUAUCGUUUGAGUGGUCCGGGGACUGAGCCAGAUAGGACCUGACAUCAGACUUAUUCAUCCACCUUUGCCUGUCCGCCAAGAGCCAAUCAUCCAAGCAACAAGAGGGCCCUUGUACACUUGCCUCUGAUGGCAGACCCUCAAGCCCAAAGCCCCAGCGAUGCGGCCAAGAUCAAGAUCGCAGAUGACGUCCACCCGGCGCACACGGACAGCACCGGCGUGCCCAUCGCCAGGGUCGACACUGGCUUCGUCGGCGGUGUGUACAGUACCCGAAGCGUCCAGCGACGCAUGAGCCUCCCUCGCCACGUCGCGUUCGACCUGAGGCCCGGAUCUGCAGCCGUCACGCCCGGUGUCGACAAUGAGGACGGGGAGGGCUGGCUCGACGAUGGAGCAAAGAAGAAGCAGGUGUUUAGCGGCAGGACAUUGCUUUGGCUCGCUUACCAGUCCAUCGGUGUCAUCUAUGGCGACAUUGGUACCAGUCCACUGUACAUGUUUUCGUCAACGUUCUCAACCGCACCGGAUCCCAACAGUGUUGUUCAGGUGUUGUCAGUUGUCAUAUGGGCCAUCACUCUUAUUGUGACCGUCAAAUACGUUCUCAUCAUCCUUCUUGCCGACAAUGAGGGCGAGGGUGGUACUUUCAGUACCUACUCGCUGCUUACCCGCUAUGCCAACAUCACAGAUCGCGACCCGCGUGAACAGCAUCUCGUACGUGUUGAGCGCCACAAGACUAUGGAUCUUGACGCUGGAACUAGUCGCAUUCGCCGUACACUCGAGAAGAGCACCUUUGUCCGCGGUCUCCUCAAGGCUAUCGCCGUCAUGUCGGUAUCGAUGGUGAUGGCCGAUGGUGUACUCACGCCCGCGCAGUCUGUCCUGGGCGCCGUGCAGGGACUGACGGUCGUGAACCCGGACAUCUCGAACCCGGUCGUGGUGGGCACCACAUGCGCCAUCAUCGUGUUGCUUUUUGCCAUCCAGCCCCUCGGCACGUCCAAGCUUGCAUCGGGAUUCGCACCCAUCGUCAUCCUCUGGCUAGGCUUCAACCUGGGCUUUGGCAUCUACAACCUCAUACACUACGACUGGACCGUUCUCCGGGCUUUCAGCCCCUACUUUGCCAUCAAGUUCUUCAUCGACUACAAGACGGACGGCUGGAGGAUGCUGGGCGGCGUCCUGCUCGCCUUCACCGGCGUCGAGGCCCUCUUUGCCGACCUGGGUGCCUUUAGUCUCGGCGCCAUCCGGCUCAGCUGGCUGACCUACACAUACCCAUGCCUGCUCAUCGGCUACGCGGGCCAGGCGGCUUUCAUCAGCGUCAAGCCCGACGCCUUUGCGAAUCCCUUUUACAACACGGUCCCGCCGGGAAUGCUGUACCCCAGCCUCAUCCUCGCGGUGCUCGCGGCCAUCGUGGCCAGCCAGGCCAUCAUCACGGCGACGUUCCAGCUCGUCAGCCAGCUCAUGAAGCUCUCGUACUGCCCGCAGGUCAAGAUCGUGCACACGUCGAGCACCUUCCACGGCCAGGUCUACGUGCCCUUCCUCAACUGGCUGCUCAUGGCCGGCGCCGUGCUGGUGACGGCCGUCUACCGCGACACGACGAGGCUGGGCAACGCCUACGGUGUCUGCGUCAUGUUUGUCACCUUUUUCGACACGUGCAUGGUGACCCUGGUGGCACUCAUCGUCUGGCGCAUCAACCCCUUCAUCGUCUUCCUGCCCUGGCUGUUCUUCGCCACCCUCGACGGCCUGUUCCUGAGCUCCUCGCUCACCAAGGUCCCCGAGGGCGCCUGGCUCACGUUGCUGGUCAGCGGCCUGCUGGCGUCGCUCUUCCUGCUCUGGAGGUUCGGCAAGGAGAACCAGUGGCGCGCCGAGGCCGAAGACCGCUUCAGGCCCGGCACGCUGGUGACGGUCGAGCCCAGCCGCAAGGUCGAUCCGGAUAACAAGACGGCCAUAGACGUCAGCUCCAUCAACUCGCAGGAACACCCGCUCGCCGAGGCAACAGCAGCAGCAGCAGCAGCAGCAGAAGCAUCCAUCGGAUCGGCGACGCUCCGACUGACCGACAAGUGGGGCGGCGACCAGCUCUCGCGCAUCAAGGGCCUGGGCAUCUUCUUCGACAAGACGGGCAUCAUGACCCCGACCGUCUUCACGCAGUUCGUGACCAAGCUCGUCGCCGUCCCCGAGGUCAUGGUCUUCUUCCACCUGCACCCGGUCGAGACGCCGACCGUCCCCGACCACCAGCGCUACGUGGUGUCGCGCUUCCGCGGCAUCCCGGGCUGCUACCGCGUCGUGGUCCGCCACGGCUUCAUGGACGAGGUCAUCAGCCCCGACAUGGCCGGGCUCGUGUACGAGCAGCUGCGGGCGUUUGUGGCCGCGGGCGGCGUGGAGCGCGGCGCCGGCGACAGCGCAGAGUGGGCGGUCGCGACGGGCGCCGCCGUCGAGGCCGUCGCCGCCACGGUCGACCGGCCCCUGAGCGGAGGCGCAGCAGGGGACGGCGGCUCGGUGGACGACGAAAAGGCCAUGAGGAAGCGCCGGAGCCUGCCGCCGCUGGACACCGAGGCCGCCGUCGCCGCCGGGACCGAUGACGUCUCGGCCAGGAUGGCGCGCGCCGCGGACAGGAACGCGCGCAUCGCGGCGGAGCUGGAGAGGGUCGACAGCGCCUACGCGCACAAGGUCAUGUACGUGGUCGGCAAGGGCCAGAUGAGGGUCCGGGACGAGACGGGCUGGUUCAGGGCCAUGGUGCUGAGCACCUUCUUGUGGAUCCGGGAGAACACCCGCGCCAAGAUUGCGAACCUGAGGCUGUCGAUGGAUAGGGUUGUCGAGGUCGGGUUCGUCAAGGACAUCUAAACGGUUGGGAGGGUGUUUUGUCUUUUGGGCGGAUAGAAUGCGUGUCUUUUUUUCUUGUUUGUUGCUUUUUUUUUACUACUAAUUGGAGUUGGGAGGUUACUGGAAGGUUAACAGGGGCGUUGGCUGGCUGGGGUCAUAGGAGUCACGGGGUAAGGGGAGGCAAUUAUGAUCAUGACUGUAUGUAUAUACGGGUAUAAUUUAACGUUGGGCCAGUUACUUUUGACAGUUUGGACUGGAAAAAAAACUAUAAUAAUUCCC